Molecule: messenger RNA, 5043 nt
Organism: Prorocentrum cordatum
Lineage: Eukaryota; Dinophyceae; Prorocentrales; Prorocentraceae
Source: the annotation of a GenBank genome assembly
AUGAAGGGCGCCGCGAUCACCUCCGCCGCCGUGGCCUUUGGCCUCGGUGCCUCGACCACCGCCUUCCUGAGCCCCCACAUGGGCGCCGGCCGCACGCAGGCGCCCCUGGCGCAGGCCGGCGCCGAGCCCGCGGAGCUCCGCGGCUCCGCGGCCUCGGAGCCCGCGCGCGGCGCCGCGGCAACCGGCCUCGCCGCGGCCGGCUGCGUCGCCGCCCUGGCCGGCCUCGUCGCGCGGCAGUCGCUCUCCGCGCCGAAGAAGCCGUCGAAGCCCCGCCAGGUGGCCAUGACCGCUUUCGAGAGCGAGACCGGCGUCCAGGCCCCCGUCGGCUACUGGGACCCGCUGGGGCUCAGCGCGGACGGGGACGUGGCGACCUUCAAGCGUCGCCGAGAGACCGAGCUGAAGCACGGCCGCGUGGCAAUGUACGCCACGAUGGGCUACAUCACGCCGGAGUUCUACAAGUGGCCGGGCUACCUGAGCCCUUCUUCUGGGCUCAAGUUCGCGGACGUGCCGAACGGGCUGGCCGCCUGCAGCAAAGUGCCCGCCGUGGGCUGGCUCCAGAUCAUCCUCUUCGCCGGCGCCUUCGAAGCGGGCUUCGGCUACGACGCCUACACUCGUGGUGGCGAGCCCGGCAAUUACGGCUGGAAGGCGCUCACGUCGGAUGACCCCGCAGUCCUGAAGAGGAAGCUGAAUUCCGAGCUGGCGAACGGGCGCCUGGCCAUGAUGGCCAUCAUCGGCAUGUUCUACCAGGACGGCCUCACAGGCUCCGCGUGGGGCGACUGGGCAAACUACGCCGAUUCGCCGCUGCGCGCCUUCGAGAGCGAGCUGGGGGUGCAGGCGCCCGUCGGCUUCUGGGACCCCGCCGGCCUCAGCAAGGACGGCGACGCGGCGGCCUUCAAGCGCCGCCGCUCCACCGAGAUCAAGCACGGCCGGGUAUCCAUGCUGGCGACGAUGGGUUACAUCACCCCCGAGGUGGCGGGCAAGUUCCCGGGCUACCUUAGCCCUUCCAAGGGUCUCGCUUUCGAGGACAUCCCCAACGGAUUGGCUGCCAUCUCCAAGGUGCCCUUCGUGGGAUGGCUCCAGAUCGUCAUCUACUGCUUGUACGUUGAGGCGUCUGGACUUGGCUUCAAUUACAUCGGCACGGAGGCCACCCCGGGCGACGUGGGCUGGAAGCCGCCGCUGCUUUCUGGCUUCGAUGGCGAGGCGAAAACGAAGAAGCUGAACGCGGAGAUCGCCAAUGGCAGGCUGGCAAUGAUGGCGAUCAUCGGGAUGUUCUUUCAGGAUGGUUUGACCGGCAGCGCGUGGGGUGAUUGGGCCCUCUACACGGACUCGCCGCUCCGCGCGUUCGAGAGCGAGUUGGGUGUGCAGGCUCCGCUGGGCUUCUGGGACCCACUGGGGCUCUCAGCCGAUGGCGAUGUGACGUCCUUCAAGCGCCGCCGAUCUGUGGAGAUCAAGCACGGCAGGAUCUGCAUGAUGGCGACCAUGGGCUACAUCACGCCGGAGGUCGCUGGAAAGUGGCCUGGUUUCAUCAGCAAGUCCGAAGGAUUGAAGUUCGCCGACAUCCCGAACGGGUUGGCGGCCAUCUCCAAGGUGCCGGGAUUGGGCUGGCUGCAGAUCGCGUCUUGGUUUGCAUUCUGUGAGAUCCAGCAGGGCUACGACGCAGACGCCAAGGCCGAGCCAGGCAAUGUCGGGUGGAAGCCGCCUCUGCUUGUUUCCGCCGACCCUGAGACACGAAAGCGCAGGCUGAACGCUGAGAUCGCAAACGGCCGGCUUGCCAUGAUGGCCAUCAUCGGCAUGUUCUUCCAAGACGGUCUUACUGGGUCUGCCUGGGGUGACUGGGCCAACUACACGGACUCGCCGCUCCGCGCGUUCGAGAGCGAGUUGGGUGUGCAGGCUCCGCUGGGCUUCUGGGACCCACUGGGGCUCUCAGCCGAUGGCGAUGUGACGUCCUUCAAGCGCCGCCGAUCUGUGGAGAUCAAGCACGGCAGGAUCUGCAUGAUGGCGACCAUGGGCUACAUCACGCCGGAGGUCGCUGGAAAGUGGCCUGGUUUCAUCAGCAAGUCCGAAGGAUUGAAGUUCGCCGACAUCCCGAACGGGUUGGCGGCCAUCUCCAAGGUGCCAGGAUUGGGCUGGCUGCAGAUCGCGUCUUGGUUUGCAUUCUGUGAGAUCCAGCAGGGCUACGACGCAGACGCCAAGGCCGAGCCAGGCAAUGUCGGGUGGAAGCCGCCUCUGCUUGUUUCCGCCGACCCUGAGACACGAAAGCGCAGGCUGAACGCUGAGAUCGCAAACGGCCGGCUUGCCAUGAUGGCCAUCAUCGGCAUGUUCUUCCAAGACGGUCUUACUGGGUCUGCCUGGGGUGACUGGGCCAACUACACGGACUCGCCGCUCCGUGCGUUCGAGAGCGAGCUCGGUGUGCAACCGCCAGUGGGCUUCUGGGACCCGGUCGGUUUCACCAAGGAUGGCGAUGUUGCUGCCUUCAAGCGCAGGCGGGAGACCGAGAUCAAGCAUGGCCGGGUCUCUAUGCUGGCCACGAUGGGCUACAUCACCCCCGAGGUGGUCGGCAAGUUUCCGGGUGAGCUCUCUCCCAGUCUCGGAGUCAAAUACGCGGAUAUCCCGAACGGCCUUGCCGCCCUUUCUAAGGUGCCAGGCCCCGGUUGGCUGCAGAUCGUGGCGUAUUGCCUCUACUGCGAGUCUGGGCCGUUCGGUUACAACGCUGACCCCAACAGGAAGCCUGGAGAGCUCGGCUGGAGGCCGAUCGGCUUGUACAGCGCUGACCCCCAGGUGAGGCAGCGCAGGCUCGCUGCUGAGAUCGCAAACGGCCGGCUUGCCAUGAUGGCCAUCAUCGGCAUGUUCUUCCAAGACGGUCUUACUGGGUCUGCCUGGGGUGACUGGGCCAACUACACGGACUCGCCGCUCCGCGCGUUCGAGAGCGAGCUCGGUGUGCAGGCACCAGUGGGCUUCUGGGACCCUGCUGGAUACUGCAAGGACGGGGACGCCGACAACUUCACCCGCCGCCGGGUCACUGAGAUCAAGCACGGCCGGGUCUCCAUGAUAGCGUGCAUCGGGUACAUCGUGCCCGAGUACUUCAGGUUUCCCGGAGACUGCGCGCCCAGCCAGGGCCUCGCAUUCUCCGGCAUCCCCAACGGCCUGGCGGCGUUGGGCAAGGUGCCUGCCGUGGGCUGGGCUCAGAUGUUCCUGUUUGCGGGAAUGAUCGACUUUGGAUACCUGCAGUACGACCCCAGCAGGGGCCCCGGCGACUACAAGAACGCAGGGGUCUUUGGCGUCCUCAACGGCGGCGGGUGGGGCCCGAUGCAGAAUGCGGAGGCAAGGAAGACGAAGCUGAACGCUGAGCUUGCGAAUGGUCGUCUUGCCAUGAUGGCCAUCAUCGGCAUGUUUUUCCAGGACGGCCUCACCGGAUCCGCCUGGGGCGAUUGGGCCCUCUACACGGACUCGCCGCUGCGCGCCUUCGAGAGCGAGCUGGGCGUGCAGGCGCCGACCGGCUUCUGGGACCCCCUGGGCUACACGAACGAUGGCAGCGUGGAGAACUUCCAGCGCCGCCGCUCCACAGAGAUCAAGCACGGGCGCGUGGCCAUGUACGCGACCAUGGGCUACAUCUUCCCAGAGUACGUCAGGUUCCCCGGCCUGCUGAGCCCCUCGGCCGGCCUGAAGUUCGCCGACGUGCCCAACGGCCUCGCCGCGCUCUCCAAGGUGCCAGCGGCCGGCUGGUUGCAGAUCUUCCUCUUCAUCGGCACGUACGAGGUGGCCUACGCGGAGAAGCCUGGGGAGCCGGGCAAUUUCGGCAAGGGCAACUUCGGCCUCUUCGGUGGUGUCGCCGACUCCGCCAAGAGGACCCGCGGCCUGAACUCCGAGAUCGCGAACGGGCGCCUGGCCAUGAUGGCGAUCAUCGGCAUGUUCUACCAGGACGGCCUCACCGGGUCCGCCUGGGGCGACUGGGACCUCUACACGGCCUCUCCGCUGCGCGCCUUCGAGAACGAGCUGGGCGUGCAGGCCCCCCUCGGCUUCUGGGACCCUAUCGGCUACACCGCCGACGGCGACGAGGCCGCGUUCAAGCGCCGCCGGGCGACCGAGCUGAAGCACGGGCGCAUCUCGAUGCUGGCCGCCAUGGGCUACAUCACGCCCGAGCUCGGGUUCAAGUUCUCGGGCUACCUGUCCCCCUCCAUGGGGCUCAAGUUCGCAGACGUCCCCAACGGUCUGAAAGCCGUCUCCGUGGUGCCCGCGCUCGGCUGGGCCCAGAUCAUCGCCUACAUGGCGUUCUGCGAGGUGUCCCAAGACCAGAAGCCAGGCACUAAGGCCUGGGCGGGCGACUUCGGAUUCAAGGUGCUCACGUCUUCCGACCCCGAGACGCUGAAGAAGAAGCUCUCUGCCGAGAUCGCCAACGGCCGCCUGGCCAUGAUGGCCAUCAUUGGCAUGUUCUUCCAGGACGGCCUCACCGGGUCUCCUUGGGGCGACUGGGCCCUCUACACGGACUCGCCGUUGCGCGCCUUCGAGAGCGAGACGGGGGUGCAGCCGCCAGUGGGCUUCUGGGAUCCGCUCGGCCUUUCAGGCGACGGCAGCGCCUUCAACUUCUCGCGACGGCGCGAGGUGGAGCUGAAGCACGGGCGAGUGUCGAUGUUCGCCACGAUCGGCUACAUUGUCCCCGAGUACUACAAGCUGCCCGGCUUCCUCUCCCCAUCCUACGGGAUCCAAUUUGCCGAGGUGCCCAACGGUCUCGGCGCUCUGUCGAAGGUGCCCGCGCUUGGCUGGCUGCAGAUCAUCCUGCUCGCCGGCGUGACCGAGGUCCAGAUCUACAAAGACACGGUCAACGGCGAGCCCGGCAAUUACGGCGCCGGCUUCUUGGGUUGCAAGAGCAUCGGCCUGACCAGCCCCGGCUUCGCAGACCCCGAGGUGCGGAAGGCGAAGCUGAACGCGGAGCUGGCCAACGGCCGCCUGGCGAUGAUGGCCAUCAUCGGCAUGUUCUUCCAGGACGGCCUUACGGGCUCCGCCUGGGGCGAUUGGGCCCUCUACACCGACUCCCCGCUGCGGUGA